This is a messenger RNA of Rotaria sordida, 412 nucleotides long. The record is from the annotation of a GenBank genome assembly. Lineage: Eukaryota; Metazoa; Rotifera; Eurotatoria; Philodinida; Philodinidae.
UGUCAACAGCCAUGAUAUGGUUGAUGAUGUCAGUGAUUAUGAACAACGACAACAAUCUUUAACUAAGAAACGUCAAUUAAAUAGUCGAACACGAUCAGCUGAAGCUCGAAAACGACGAAAUCGAAAAAGAAAUCUUUAUUUCCGAAUACAACGUUAUAGAUAUUUUAUCACUCGUCCAUUCUACUACAGAUUUACAAUGAAAUUAGUUCGACAUAUUCUUACUGAAUACAGUAUUUAUUAUACUCAUGUCAAACCGGUUGAUGAUUUAUUACUUAUUGGUGUAAAAGACAAAAUAAUUGAAUCACGAAAUGAUCGAAGAUUACCCGGUGAUAUAUUUGAUCGACGUCAUUAUUAUUUGUUUCGUCGUCGAGCUCAAUAUUUAUCAAGAAGAUCAAAUGAUAUACAAGAGUAA